CCGCCUUACUGUCACUGGAAUCCAGGGAGAGGAAAAAAGCGUGGCUGCUCUCCUCACGUGUGUCGGGAAGCUCACCGCGCAUGCGCAGCUCCCUCAUGACGCGGACACAGACAGCUGAGGAGCUCAGAUUUUAGGUGAAACAUGGCGGUGGAGAAGCGCCUGGCGUUGGCUGUCGUUCAGUUCCUCCGAGAUCAAACGCACUGUGGAGCUUUGAAUUCUGACGAACAGGAGAGCCUGGAGGUUGCCAUCCAGUGCUUGGAGACAACUUUCAAAAUCAGUUCCAGUGAUGGUCACCUCGCAGUUUCACAGCCGCUUAGAGAGAUUUUCCUCAACGCUCUGCUCAAGAACGACAACAUCACCUCACCAGAAACGUCCCCGUCUCCGGAGGACAUCGAACGAGCCGAGCAGCUGAAGAACGAAGGGAACAACCACAUGAAGGAGGAAAACUACAGGUGUGCGCUGGACUGCUACACGAAGGCCAUUGAUCUGGACCUGAGGAACGCCGUGUAUUACUGCAACAGGGCUGCAGCUCACAGCAAACUGGGGAAUUACACUGAAGCCACGAGCGACUGUGAACGAGCCAUCGGCAUCGACCCCACCUACAGCAAAGCGUACGGCCGGAUGGGUUUGGCUCUGACAGCGAUGAACAAAUAUCCUGAAGCGAUCUCCUACUUCAAGAAAGCUUUAGUGCUGGACCCUGAGAACGACACCUACAAGUCCAACCUGAAGAUCGCCGAGCAGAAGCAGAAGGAAGCGUCGAGCCCCAUAGCGGCCGGACUGGGGUUCGACAUGGCCAGCCUAAUCAACAACCCGGCCUUCAUCAGCAUGGCGGCGAGCGUGAUGCAGAACCAGCAGGUGCAACAACUCAUGUCGGGAAUGAUGUCCAACGCGGUCGGAGGUCCUGCCGCCGGAGUGGGGGGGAUGUCGGACAUUUCCAGCUUGAUUGAGGCGGGACAGCAGUUCGCCCAGCAGAUCCAGCAGCAGAACCCGGAGCUGAUAGAGCAGCUGAGGAACCACAUCAGGAGUCGCUCCUUCAGCGGCAGCGCCGAGGAGCACUCAUGAUCCAUCCAGUCACAACUUUAAUCUUUAACCAUACGGCGCAAAAACAAUCUCAACACCCAUUUCUUUAAGUCAAAUCCCCGGCUUAGCUGGAACGAAGAGACGAGGAACGGGUUGAAGGCACUUGUGACUGAAGGCUCCGCAGGGAAGGCCGGAGAGCCAGGAGACAGAAGGAAGAGCCCAGAACUCAUCAGCCCACCGAGAGAAACCAGAGAGAAACCUGUGCCGAAACCGCCGCCUUCUUCACGCUCAAACUCAACGAUGAAGAGGCCUGAGAAAUCUCACUCCAAUUCUGCUCAAAUCAAACAUCCGGUUGGUUUGUAACAUCUUUGUCAUUUUUGUAGACAGAACUGUAACUUAACGCGAACCCAUCCCUGAACCGGUGGGACUUGUUGCUUCACGUCGUGCGUCACUUCUAACACGUGUAUUGCAGUGUUUGCAGCCUGUGUUCUGUUGAUUUUAGCACUUUAGCGAGAAAAGAACUGCUGUCCCCUUUAAGCAAAUCUAUUCAGUCACACACCGUUUGUUUGCAUGCUCUUCAAUCUGGUGUUUGAGAUCGGAUGGAUGAAGGUGAGCUGAGGCAGGACAGGACCGGUUUUAUUUGAAGACAAAAAUAAACAUUUUCAAAUCGAA
Messenger RNA from Oryzias melastigma (Indian medaka), 1692 nucleotides. RefSeq names its product small glutamine-rich tetratricopeptide repeat (TPR)-containing, beta (gene sgtb). Gene Ontology annotation, cellular component: membrane; TRC complex. Gene Ontology annotation, biological process: post-translational protein targeting to endoplasmic reticulum membrane. The coding region runs from base 142 to 1062 and encodes 306 amino acids. NCBI's taxonomy places the organism in Eukaryota, Metazoa, Chordata, Actinopteri, Beloniformes, Adrianichthyidae. Gene Ontology annotation, molecular function: protein binding; molecular adaptor activity. The record is from RefSeq and is a predicted model, not a curated record. The transcript is spliced from 12 exons.